AUGGGCUCCACGGCAGAGGCACGCAAGCAAGACGCCACCGGCCCCGGCAGACGGGGUCACGCACGAUCCAACGACAACACCACAACGCGCGCCGGCGGCAUCCCAAGAGCGACGACCGCCGACGGAAUGACUGACAAAGAAAUACGAGUCCCUUCUUACUGUACUCUCUCUCGUACGAGGCGACGAGCGACGCACCUCGGUGCGCAGGACGGGCCCGCUCACAACGAGCAGCCUGCACGAGAAAAAAAAAACACAAAAAAGACCAACACGCCGUCGCGACAGACGAAUACGGCAGUGCCCGGAACCAGGGGCCGCAGAAGCAAAAAAAUCUCACCCCCGUAA
Molecule: messenger RNA, 342 nt
Organism: Purpureocillium takamizusanense
Lineage: Eukaryota; Fungi; Ascomycota; Sordariomycetes; Hypocreales; Ophiocordycipitaceae
Exons: 1
Coding region: 1-342 (113 amino acids)
Source: RefSeq, a predicted model, not a curated record